This is a messenger RNA of Fonsecaea monophora, 1038 nucleotides long. RefSeq lists its product as hypothetical. The record is from RefSeq and is a predicted model, not a curated record. Lineage: Eukaryota; Fungi; Ascomycota; Eurotiomycetes; Chaetothyriales; Herpotrichiellaceae. Gene Ontology annotation, biological process: endoplasmic reticulum unfolded protein response. Gene Ontology annotation, molecular function: misfolded protein binding; ubiquitin-specific protease binding. Gene Ontology annotation, cellular component: Hrd1p ubiquitin ligase ERAD-L complex; endoplasmic reticulum membrane. The coding region runs from base 1 to 1038 and encodes 345 amino acids. The transcript is spliced from 4 exons.
AUGAGCGGCGGCGGCGUUGACAUCAUGGACAGAUUCUGGAGUACCCCUCCAGUCACUCGGACCAUUGUGGUAGCAAUGUUUGUCGAAUCUGCACUGGUCCACUCAGGUCUGGUCUCGGGCAUGCGGAUCGUCUAUCAUACGCCAUGGUUAUUCAAGUUUCCUCCUGAGCUUUGGCGGCUACUUUCCUCCUUCCUCUUGACAGGUGGUGGCUUUUCCUUUGUUUUCGACCUCUAUUUCAUGUACACAUACGCUUUGGGCCUAGAAUUGAACUCUCCUCGAUUUGCCCAACCGGGCGACUUUUUCACCUAUAUCUUUUUUGUGGCAACAGCCAUACUGCUGAAGCGGUUCCUGGAAACGAGGGAGAUUACCCCUGUGGCACAUAAAGCUCCCGUCAUUCGCAAAUCUGUCAAUAGGACUUUAUGCGGCACAGGCAUGGUGGUGGCUCCAUUGAGAAAGCUGUUCGUGAAAAAUCAAUUUGCGUGUGGCGGUUUAGGCUUCCUACAACCCAACAAACCAUCCCUUAAUUUUUAUUUUGUCCCCAAAGCAGAGUACAAUAUUGGUCUGCUGACUUGGGAUCAGGCAUCUGGAGGGCUUAUCCUUGGUGGCCACGUCUUUACUCAAGCCCUCCUUCUCGCGCUCAUCUAUACCUUCGCGCAAGACAACAGGGGCAAGAAGGCACAUUUCAUCAUACUUCAAAUACCCGUCGAGCUGCUCCCAUGGGCUAUGCUCACGCUGACCCUGAUCAUGGGCGGGCCUCAAGCUGCCCUGCAACAAGCCACAGGCGUCUUUGCCGCCCAUCUGUACGACUUUCUGACGAGGCUGUAUCCGACUUUCCAGGGUGGCAGAAAUUACAUACAAACUCCAGCUGCAGUCAAGAGAUAUUUUGGCGCAGAUAGAAGCUCAUUCACUCACAAAGCUUAUGGGACGAGCUUCAGACCUGGGCAACCUGUUCCCCAGCAGCAGAGUCGCGGUUGGACUAGUGGCUUCUCAAACUCUUGGAGUGGCAGGGGCGCCGGCCGGCGGCUGGGUGGCGACUGA